AUGCCGUUGUUCAACCUAUCGGACAGCGUCAAGUACACGCCGAGCCAGCCGGUUCUGCGGAUGGCUCCGUUGGGAGCCGUUCCACAAGCCAGCAGUCCGUCAACCAGCGACGAGCGCAGCGACAAAAGUUCCGUGUUCCUCGUCCGAGAGAUGGAAAGCCUCGGCAAGGAGUCGGACGCCACCAGCUCCCCGUCUGCAGUGGUCGUGAAGACCGUCCGAUUCUGGUCGAGCAGGUCUAAACUGGAAAAAGUGCUGCUGUGUCUGCUCGGCGUUACGCUGCUGUCCCUGCUCAUAUUGGUGGUCAUGUUUUUGCUCAGCUUAGGCACUUUCGGUAAGUAAUU
Molecule: messenger RNA, 341 nt
Organism: Soboliphyme baturini
Lineage: Eukaryota; Metazoa; Nematoda; Enoplea; Dioctophymatida; Soboliphymatidae
Source: the annotation of a GenBank genome assembly